CUCAGGCCCACCCGGGUGGUCGUAGCCGUGACCCGUGCUGCCGGCUCGUCCGCGCCCCCGCGGGACCAGGGGCUUCUGGGGUCCGCACCGGCCAGGCAGGGCCAGAGAACCAGGAGAACCUGACCGACCUCGGGGGAUGCUGCCCGAGGCCUUCAGAGCUGGUGCCGGGAAGCGAGGGCAGCGGUGUGUGGUAUGCGCGUGCGCGAAUGCUGACUGGACCCCCUGGUACAUGGUGGUCAGAGCAGGGGCUACUACCUGAGUGACAUGGACAGGACCCAGUGCUCUCAAGACUACAAGAUCUAGUAACGAAGAUGUGAAAACAGUGGCUCAGGAAGCACAGAUGAAAGAAGGUCUCUUGGCCAUGGCUGCCCCCCAGGGCUCUGAGGUGGGAGCAUCCCAGGAACAAGAAGGUCAGUUCAAGGACCUGCAGGGAAAGCUGGAAAGCUAUCCCAAGGCAGAAGCCACCACCCGCGGGGAGGACACUGCCGGGGCCACUGUGCAGGCACAGGAUGAACCCAGCGAGGUCCCGGGCACCAGCCCGAGCCCGCCCCUUCCCCCAGCCGACAGCAGGCCCCAGGGGCGCAGUGCACCUAGAAGGCCCCCGAAGCAGAAGAAGGCCGCCUGCGAGGAGGAGGGAGAGGAUGGCCCCAGAAAGCCGUGGAAGUGUGGCGACUGCGGCAAGGCCUUCAGCUACUGCUCGGCAUUCACGCUGCACCAAAGAACCCACACCGGUGAGAAGCCGUUCACGUGCGCUGAGUGCGGCAAGGCCUUCAGCCAGAGUGUGCACCUGACCCUGCACCAGCGCACGCACACGGGCGAGCGGCCCUACGCGUGCCCCGAGUGUGGCAAGGCCUUCAGCCAGGGCUCCUACCUGGCAUCACACUGGCGCACGCACACAGGUGAGCGGCCACACCACUGCACCGACUGCGGCAAGGCCUUCGCACGUCCCACACACCUGGCCCAGCACCGGCGCGUGCACACGGGUGAGCGGCCUUAUGCAUGCGGUCAGUGCGCCAAGGCCUUCCGCAACCGCUCAUCCCUGCUGGAGCACCAGCGCAUCCACACUGGCGAGAAGCCAUAUGCCUGUGGCCAGUGCGCCAAGGCCUUCCGCUUCUCGUCGGCACUCAUCCGCCACCAGCGCACACACACGGCCGAGCGGCCCUACGCCUGCAGCCAGUGCGCCAAGGCCUUCACACAAAUCGCGCAUCUGACGCAACACCGGCGUGUGCACACUGGUGAGAAGCCCUACACGUGCCCCGAGUGUGGCGCGCCCUUUAGCCAGAGCGCCUCACUCACGGAGCAUCGGCGUAUCCACACAGGCGAGAAGCCAUAUGCAUGCACACAGUGCGGGAAGGCCUUCACGCAGGUGUCACACCUGAGCCAGCACCAGCGCGUGCACACAGGUGAGCGGCCCUAUGCGUGCCAGGACUGCGGCCGCGCCUUCAGCAACCGCUCCCACCUGGUGCAGCACCACCUGGUGCAUACGGGCGCCAAGCCCUACAAGUGCCUAGAGUGCGGGGUGGCCUUCAGCCAUGUGUCCUCCCUCAUUGAGCACCAGAAGAUCCACACGGGUGAGAAGCCCUACAGGUGCACAGAGUGUGGCAAGGCCUUCAGCCAGGGCUCCUCGCUUACUCUGCACCAGCGGACGCACACGGGUGAGCGGCCCUACACGUGCCACGAGUGCGGCAAGGCCUUCAGCAACCGUUCCUACCUGAUCCAGCACCACAUCGUGCACACUGGGGAGAAGCCCUACGAGUGCAGCAGCUGUGGCAAGGCCUUCAGCUUCUCGUCUGCCCUCAUCCGACACCAGAGAAUGCACACUGACAAGAAGGCCUACCCGCGCACCCAGUGUGGCGACACCUUCACGCAGCUGCCACACCUAACUCGACCUCUGAGCUCCCGGAGGGAGGAGAAGCCUGUGAGCAGCAGCGACUCUUCAGACACUGCCGCAGACCAGCAGGAAAAUGAGGUCCUCCCCUAGUCAGGCAUUGCACCGAGCACUUUCACACCUCACUUCUGACCGCACAGCACCCAGGGGAGAGACCCUAGCCUCCCCAUGAGAAAACCGAGGCUCAGAGAAGCUCAGUGACUUGCCCAGGGUCACACAGGGAGGAAGCCACAGGGCCGGGCCUCCCCUCCACAUCUGCCAGACAGCCCCCAUCUCCACCACACAGAGACCCACUGCCUCUUGGUUCAGAAUGAUAAACGUCCACGACAGUGGACCCAAAGUACUGUCUGUGCAUCUCUAGCUAGCCUGUUAGUGGUUGAAGUUUUUAUGAUCGAGUAGGCAUUUGUUCAAUAAAAUUAAUUGG
This is a messenger RNA of Nyctereutes procyonoides (raccoon dog), 2312 nucleotides long. It is a transcript of the gene ZNF835, whose product is annotated as zinc finger protein 835. The transcript is spliced from 3 exons. Bases 341 to 1981 code for a protein of 546 amino acids. The record is from RefSeq and is a predicted model, not a curated record. NCBI's taxonomy places the organism in Eukaryota, Metazoa, Chordata, Mammalia, Carnivora, Canidae.